Malassezia vespertilionis is the source of this 1425-nucleotide messenger RNA. It is a transcript of the gene DUS1, whose product is annotated as tRNA-dihydrouridine(16/17) synthase [NAD(P)(+)]. Gene Ontology annotation, biological process: tRNA processing. The transcript has a single exon. The coding region runs from base 1 to 1425 and encodes 474 amino acids. The record is from RefSeq and is a predicted model, not a curated record. Lineage: Eukaryota; Fungi; Basidiomycota; Malasseziomycetes; Malasseziales; Malasseziaceae. Gene Ontology annotation, molecular function: tRNA dihydrouridine synthase activity; flavin adenine dinucleotide binding.
AUGAGCCGGCCGAAUAUACCUGCGUUGGACAGCUUUCCUGAGACAGGGACGCCCGAGCAUGCCAAGCUCGGUGGCUACGAUUUUUACCGCAGUAUUGGAUCGCCGCAGCGCAUCGUGGCGCCCAUGGUGGACCAAUCUGAGCUUGCAUGGCGUGUGUUAAGCCGUAGGUAUGGCUCCGAUCUUGUCUACACGCCGAUGAUUAACGCAAAAGUAUAUGUACAAAAGAACAAAGGCAGCUCACGCGUGCGCGAGGGCUACUUUAACAAGGCUUUUGCCGAAGAAGGUGCUCAAGAACUAGUACUUGGCACAAAAAAAGAUACCGACCGACCUCUUAUUGUGCAGUUUUGUGCGAACAAUCCGGAUAUGCUCUUAGAGGCAGCACAGAGCGUCCAGGAUAAGUGUGAUGCAGUGGACUUGAACCUUGGGUGCCCUCAGCAAAUCGCGAAGCGCGGAAACUUUGGUGCAUUUCUUAUGGACGAUUGGCAUCUUAUAUUUACUUUGAUUAACACGCUACAUCGCAAAUUGAGCGUGCCCGUCACUGUCAAAUUUCGUGUAUUUGAUUCGCUCGAAAAGACACUUGCAUAUGCCAAAAUGAUUGAGCGUGCAGGCGCUCAACUUGUCACUGUACAUGGGCGUACGCGCGACAUGAAAGGACAUAAUACUCACGUUGCCAACUGGGAGGCUAUUCGCGCAGUAAAAGAAGCGCUCCGUAUUCCUGUAUUUGCAAACGGCAACAUCUUGUAUCCCCAAGACUGGCGCGAUGCACUUGCGUUCACCAAAUGCGAUGGUGUAAUGAGUGCAGAAGGGAACUUGUACAAUCCUACGCUCUUUCACACCGAAAUUGUUCAAGAUUUGGCAUCCUUAGCGCACCGUGGCGAGGAAAAGCCAGGAUUUGACGCACUGCACAUUGUGCAUGUGGCGAACGAGUAUUUGGAUAUCGUUGCGAAUUUGAAAACUCCAACAGCGGGAAGCGCACUCAAGGGUCACAUGUUUAAAAUUACACGCCCUGCUCUGGCGAUACAUGCUGACUUGCGAUCUGUGCUUGGCAAGGCGCAUAGCAACGAAAUUGCACAUGGCGAGGAUCGCGUGCAAGAAUACCGUGCCUUUGUGGUGGAGCUCACUCGCCGUUUGGAAGAAGAUAAACUGAAAGCAGAGAGCUAUAUUGCUCCUGCCGACGCAUCGCGUUACUAUAUGAAACCUUUGCAUGUACUUGACCCGCACGAUACAAGCAAACGGCCUGCCUUUAUUCCCCACUGGUAUCUGCAGCCGUACUUUCGGCCACCCCUGAAUCCACCCAAGGUGACAGACAUUGGUUUGGAGGACUCCGAAAUGCGCACACACCACGGUAGAACGUCUUUGGCGGAGGCUGACAGCGCGACGGACAAAGUACCUGCUGUUAAACGCGCCAAGACCCAUAGCUUGUAA